GAAAAGGGGUGGAGCUAAGCACUCACUGCGGUGCUGCGCUGCGUCUGCAGAGGACAAGGAAGGCUCCUCUGCAGGGCUGACAUCUUCCAAAAUGAGCGGCCUGGAUGAGGGCAAUGAGCUCCUUCUCGCUAACACCGCGGUCCCUGCCCAUGCCCCGGAAGAUCUGGAUCUGAACCAGGACCAGGGGCUCCGCGAGGAAACCGACGCGGCGCGGGCGAUGGAGACUGCAGGUGAGGCCGGUGCGGAGGGAGGCGCGCCCCUGGAUUCCGAGCACUGCGGACCUGCGCUUUGCCCCGCAGUGGCUGAGAAUCGCGGUGCUGCGGCGGCCGGAGAGGGGCUGGAGGAUGCUCUGUCUCCAUCAAAGGGCGGGGAUGCAGCCUCAGCCCCGGUGGCAGCUGAUGACAGCAAUAAAAAUGGCUGUCAGCCUGGAGGGCCGCGCAGCCCUGCUGGGCCGAAAGCUCUUGAAGCCUGUGGUGCCGUGGGCCUGGGGUCUCAGAUGAAGCCAGGGGCGAAGAAGACUAAGUGCGCCAUCGCUGCGGCCGCGGGAAAGGAGGGAGAAGCAGGGGCGGCGAUGCAGGAAAAGAAGGGGGUACAGAAGGAAAAAAAGGUAGCUGGAGGAGGGAAGGAGGAGAAUCGUCCUAGGGCCCCGAAGAUCAAUAAUUGCAUGGACUCGCUGGAGGCCAUCGAUCAAGAGCUGUCAAACGUGAAUGCGCAGGCUGACCGGGCCUUCCUCCAGCUGGAACGCAAAUUCGGGCGGAUGAGAAGGCUGCAUAUGCAGCGCCGAAGUUUCAUCAUCCAGAACAUCCCAGGUUUCUGGGUCACCGCUUUUCGGAACCACCCCCAGCUGUCACCAAUGAUCAGUGGCCAAGAUGAAGACAUGAUGAGAUACAUGAUCAAUUUAGAGGUGGAGGAGCUGAAGCACCCAAGAGCAGGCUGCAAGUUUAAGUUCAUCUUUCAAAGCAACCCCUACUUCCGAAAUGAGGGGCUGGUCAAGGAAUAUGAGCGCAGAUCCUCCGGUCGAGUGGUGUCGCUCUCCACUCCAAUCCGCUGGCACCGGGGCCAAGAACCCCAGGCCCAUAUCCACAGGAAUCGUGAGGGGAACACGAUUCCCAGUUUCUUCAAUUGGUUCUCAGACCACAGCCUCCUAGAAUUCGACAGAAUAGCUGAAAUUAUCAAAGGGGAGCUGUGGUCCAAUCCCCUACAAUAUUAUCUGAUGGGCGAUGGGCCACGCAGAGGAGUUCGAGUCCCACCAAGACAGCCAGUGGAGAGUCCCAGGUCCUUCAGGUUCCAGUCUGGCUAAGCUCUGUCCUUUCGAGAAGCUCCUGAAGGAGUCCUCCCACCUCCUCGGCUUGGCCGGCAGCAUGCGGCCCUCUGUCUGCUUUCUCCUCCUGUUGGAUUGUGUCCUUUGGUUCUAAGUCUCCAGUAGUUUCAAGACUGUGGCUUCCAAGUCUGUGCUCUUCUUUCUCUAGGCCAUCACGACGUUCUGCAUAGUGUUAAUGGUGUUCCAAGUGCAUGGCCUCCAAACUGCUUCUAUGCCAAGCUCACAGUGCUGUAGUCUGCACUGCCUUCCUUUGCAUGGCUUGGUUCCUGUCUGUGACUGUGUCUUCUUCUAGUUUUUAAAAGUGGUUCUCUACCACAAGAAAGCUUGACCCAUCCUCACCAAGAACUAGCCAGGUUUCAUGCUGUGUCCCUGAUGUCUAUGUACUGUGAUGAAUUGUGACUUUCACCACUGCAAGAUGGAACUGUAUCCCAACCCAGCCAUUAGCCCAACAGGACAUUCCAACUGAUCCUAGCUGUCUUCCUGGGGCCUUUGCUCUUCACCCUGCUUAUUAUGGGUAUAACAGUAACAAGCUGGUGGGUGACUACUAGGCAUGAGGGAAGUAAUAGUCGAGGAGUGUUUUAUGUUUCCACAUUGGUCUUGUACCUUUGGUUACUGUGCAUCGUGAUCAGCUACUGCAGUUACAGCCCAGAGACAGAAAAACAAAACUGGCAGCAGGGUUUUUUUUUCUCCCUCCCCUCCCCCACUGUAUACAGGCAGGAAAAAAAAAAAAGCUACUGUAGUCUCCAAAUCUCUUGCUGCCCUCACUAUUUCACACGUCUCUUAGCAACAUCUGAAAAUGCCAAGGGAGACCCCCUCCCCUCCUCCCUCCUUGUCCACACUACCAGACGCUGUGUGUUUCCUAAACUCUAGUUUGAGACCCUGGGAGAAGAGAAAGAAGACUGUCAAUGACAAACUGUGCCUCCCUGGGGCAGGAUGUGAAGGACCAGCUACGACUGCACCUGUUUCUGAAGCCGCCUGGUUUUCCGGCCUCAGCCUGUAGAAUGACCAGAGAGCAGCUAUGUGCGUCACCCCCGUUCAGUACGCAUGACCUUGGCCCUUACUUAUCAGCUUUUGACUUUCCUCCCUUGUUUCCAUCCUAACAAAGGAGGGAGUGGGCUGUAGAGUGCAUUGUGGGAGACUCCAAGCCUCUUCUGCGGGAUGGGGGUGUGUGAGGAGUCUGGGUUGCAGGAUGUGUUCCCGUGGGUACGCAGCAGUGACAGCGGCUCCUAGUUCGAAGCCUGCAGCUGUCGCCCUCACCGGUUCCCUUUCUGACUUAAAGGACUUGUCUGAAGCUCGGGCACAGGAGAUCUGGAUACCUUCAGUGGAGGCUGAGACUUUAAGAAGGGGAGUAGAGAGAAAGGGAGCGUGUUACUGAGGGAGUCAUAGGCCAGCUAUGAUGACUGACAUCUUGCAGGAGCAGGGGUCCCCAAGGCAUGUCCCAGGGUAGAAUGGGGAGGGAGAUCAGAUGGGUUGGGAUUUAAAAGGGAUGCUUGAAGGUAUUUCCUAUAGCCCUUCCUAAUUCUCAACUUCACCAAUUGAUCUUUUGUAAACAGAUGUAAGUCUGGGUGUUUUUUGCCUUCAGAUUCCAGGAGUGACCUUUGUCUGGGAGAUCAAUGGUGUGCACUCCUUAUCCCACUGCGCUUGACCAAACCCUUACUCCCUGUCAGCUGACUGGCAGAAUUGAUGUUUACAAGCCUGCCUUUUGCUUAUAAUUGAGAACAAGUGCAAACAUUUGAAUUUCUGUCCUUUGCAGUAUGAAGAUUCCUGUGAAUAUUCAUUACUAGAUUAACUUAUUCUGGUGUCUGUUCACCUAUAGCUGUAUUCUUAGAAACACAAUCCGCACAAUGUGAUCUUUGACGUCUGAAGAUUUUGAAAACUGUUGCUGUGUCUUGUAAAAGUGAUUUCAAAAGGAAAAAUGUAACUUGUCCUACUGAUAUUUCUUGCUGUAGUAAUACUUGACAUUAUGUUCUUAACCAGUGUGGGGACUAGAAUUGCUAUCACAGGAAACGAGAACCUUAGUCUUUUGUCUUCUCCUGUGUGCUUGAAGGAAAACUAUGUUACUGUUGUGUUUCUUGUCAUCACCAAAAAGAAAUAAAUGAAUAAAGAUGAAUAAAAGGUU
This is a messenger RNA of Mesocricetus auratus (golden hamster), 3440 nucleotides long. RefSeq names its product TSPY like 4 (gene Tspyl4). The transcript is spliced from 2 exons. Gene Ontology annotation, molecular function: chromatin binding; histone binding. Gene Ontology annotation, cellular component: nucleus; chromatin. The record is from RefSeq and is a predicted model, not a curated record. Lineage: Eukaryota; Metazoa; Chordata; Mammalia; Rodentia; Cricetidae. The coding region runs from base 92 to 1300 and encodes 402 amino acids. Gene Ontology annotation, biological process: nucleosome assembly.